AUGGGUAACCAAUCAACAAAAUCGAGAGAAAGUGGAAGUUCGCGAGUUCCUCAUUCGAAAUCGCAUCAUAAUACAAUGAGAAUUGAACAUGAUGUGAUUCCAAGAUCCGCUUCAGCUAUUCCAACUUCUCGUGAGUUUUUUUGGGAUCAUUGCCACGGGACUUUCUUGAGAAAAACUAAUAAUUUUCAGAAAAACAACAAUUUUUCGAAGAUGAUGGAGAUAUCAAAAAUUCGCCAUGUCCAGUAGCAGCGCCUGGAAAAUAUGUUGACGUGUCACACAAUCGCAGAGGUAAAAUUUCCAACAUCAAAAACCCUUUCACAAUACAAAUUUAGCCUUGCAACAACAACAUAUUGAUAUAAAUGUGACUGAUGACGAUGAUUCGGGAGAUGAAGUGUUUUGCUCUGCCAGAACCACCAAUCACACAUAUUCUCAUCAAAGAGCCCAAACAGAUUCGACUGGAGAAAGAAGAAUAAGUUAGUUUACUCACACACUCACAAAUAUAUAUUUUGUGCGCGCGAAAAUCAGAGAAGACCCCAACAUGAUACUCAAUUUAAUACGAAUCUCCAUCUCGGAAAAAGUAAUAAACCGCAUUUUUUUUCCCGAAUACGACAAAAAAUCUCAGACUGAAUUGAAUUUCCCCUUCUCGCUCGCGCGUUUUUCUCUAACCGCUUCAUUCAAUUUCUCAUCGUCGCUGUUUUCUUUUUGCAGGCGAUGAUUCGAAAGAAAACUCAUCAUCGGAACGCCGUUCAACCGACAGUUCCAAUUCUGAUCAUAUUGAAGAUGCAGUAACUCCAAGAAGCCAGUAUGUUGUUGUUAUUGUUCAUAUACAUAGCUGUAUAGAUAUCGCUUUUUUGUAUUUUUAAUUUGUCUUCGAAGACAAGUACAAAACAUUAGUUAUUACUAAUUCUCCUCCUCUUCUUCUUCUUCGUCUUCAUUUUUUCUGUUGCUCAUUAUUUUUCAUAUUUUUUCCGAGCACUUUAUUUUUCAGCGUUUCGGUUUCUCGAACUACAAGUGGUGGAGAACGUGAUCAAUCUCAAAAUCUCAACACAAUGAGUGUUCAGAAAUCAAACUCAACAAAAUCAAAAAAUGGACUCCGUACUCAAAACUCGAAAGAUAAGGCCUCUUCAUCUAACUCAAAUCGUGAGCAGCUAGAAGUUCCAAAACUCUGAACUCAUUUGAACAUGUUUUUCAGCAAUCGGUGCUCCAUUUGUUCAUCAAUAUCUUCAUUUGACAGCGGCACAAAUAUUAUUUGUUCGUAAAACUUGGGCUCAUGCCAGAAAUCAAGGAGCUCUUGAACCAGCUAUAAGUAUUUUCCGUAACUCAUUCUUCAAACAUCCAGAAAUUCGCCAAAUGAUUAUGCAUGGAACAAAAAAUUCGGGACAUGAACGUUUGAAGGUUAGUCAGAUAACAAAUUAUCAAAAUAAAUUCGAAAUUUUACAGAGACACGCUCAAAUGUUCACUCAAAUGAUGGAUGAUUUGAUCCAAGGUUUAGAUUCUCCACAUGCAACAGUUGCAUCAAUGCGAGAAGCCGGAGAAAAACAUGUUUGGCCAAGCCGUGAACAAUGUAGAUCUCACGAGAACUUCCAAAAUAAAUGUAAUUUUCCAGACGGUUGCCCAUUCCGUGCUCAACUUCUCGAUCAGUUUGCUACUGCAAUGAUUGAACGCACUUUAGAAUGGGGAGAGAAAAAAGAUCGAACAGAGGUAGUGCUGUAUUGUCUUUUGUUAAACGACUAUAACAUAUAAUGUUGUAGGCUACUCAAACUGGUUGGACAAAAAUUGUUUUGUUUGUCAUUGAGCAAUUGAAAGAAGGUUUUCAAGACGAACAAAAACGUCAAAGACGAAUGAGAGCAAGAGGACAAAUGGGAACAAGAAAUGAGCAUAGUAGUAUGUGUGAAUCGGUUUCUGUUUCAAAUUCAUCGAAUGCGGCACGUAGUGAUAGUUUACGAAGAUAUCAUACCGUUGAUCAGUAA
This is a messenger RNA of Caenorhabditis angaria, 1970 nucleotides long. The record is from the annotation of a GenBank genome assembly. NCBI's taxonomy places the organism in Eukaryota, Metazoa, Nematoda, Chromadorea, Rhabditida, Rhabditidae.